GAAGAAUGGAUCUCCCGCUUCCACCACCUCGAGCUGUCAUUUUCGACCUCGGUGAUGUGCUAUUCACCUGGUCCGCUAGCACGACUACACUCAUCCCAGCUCGUCAGCUGAGAGACAUCCUUUCAACCCCUAUCUGGUUUGCCUACGAUCGUGGCGAAAUCACUCGAGAUGUUUGUUAUCAGCUAAGUGCUGAAAAGUUCUGCCUUUCAGCAUCCGAGAUUGCGGAAGCAUUUACACAGGCGCGCAAAUCUCUGCAGCCUGACCCAGAGAUUCUUGCUGUUGUUCGUGAAUUGAAUGAGAAUCCUGCAAUCGAAGUUUAUGCAAUGUCCAACAUUGGCAAAGAGGACUUUGAGGAACUUGCAACCAGCAUUGAUUGGUCACUUUUCAACCAAGUCUUCACCUCCGCAGCCACUGGCAUGCGGAAGCCAGAGCUCGGGUUCUACAAACAUGUCCUUGAUCACAUCGGCCUGGCCGGAAAUGAGGUUGUCUUCAUUGACGACAGAGAAGAGAACAUCCGCGCUGCGAAAUCUUUGGGUAUUCGUGGAUAUGUAUUUGAGCAUUCGAGGAUACAGUCCUUGCGCAUGACACUCGAAAGUCCAGUCGGCAGGGCAUGGACAUACCUAUUCCAAAACGCAAAGACGUGUGAUUCAAUCACAAAUAGCGGCGACGUAUUCUCAGACAACUUCGCCAAACUAUUGAUCGCAGACACCUUGCACAACAAAAGCCUCAUCGAUCUCCAAUGGGGAUCCAAGACAACCUGGAACUUCUUCAAUGGCGAAACAGUGCUCGUACCGGGAGGACUGUUCCCGGACGACUUGGACACCACCUCGCUUGCUCUGCAAGUUCUGCAACCACCUUCCAAAGAAAUGGUCUCGACCCUCCUUGACGAAAUGGCCGAAUAUGUCAAUCAGGAUGGAACUUUCCAGACGUAUUUCGACCGUAUCAGGGCACGAAUUGAUCCCAUCGUCAGCGCAAACAUCUUGGCUUGCUUUUAUUACUAUGGUCGUGGGCACGAAUUCCCUGGUACCCUCAAGCUCGUGUAUUCGAUGCUCUCAAAUAGUUCUUACCUACAGGGAACACGAUAUUAUGCCUCGGCCGACUGCUGUCUGGGGUUCAUAGGGCGGUUGUUACGGUCUUCGAAGGAUCCUCAUCUCCACUUGACCCUGGGCCCGUUGUUGAAGUCAAGAAUGCGCGAACGCCUCGGUCAUGAUGGAAGUGCACUAGAUCUGGCCAUGCGGAUCAUCACCUGCACGCAGGUGGGUGUUGAAUGCCAGGACGACAAGCAGACUUUGCUGAGCAUGCAAUGUGAUGACGGAAGCUGGGAACCUGGCUGGAUGUAUCGGUACGGGUCCACGGGCGUGAAGAUUGGAAAUCGCGGCGUCACUACCGCAAUGGCGGUUGCAGCAUUGUCAACUAAGGAUGAGUUGAUGUAGUGCUUGUUCGGAGACUCCAAAUUUGCUGAAGUCAUAUUAUGCACCUAUCGAGAAGCAACACAGUCCUCUCUACCGGGGGUUACUUGCACG
Molecule: messenger RNA, 1523 nt
Organism: Diaporthe batatas
Lineage: Eukaryota; Fungi; Ascomycota; Sordariomycetes; Diaporthales; Diaporthaceae
Exons: 5
Coding region: 6-1433 (475 amino acids)
Source: RefSeq, a predicted model, not a curated record